Molecule: messenger RNA, 783 nt
Organism: Sitophilus oryzae (rice weevil)
Lineage: Eukaryota; Metazoa; Arthropoda; Insecta; Coleoptera; Curculionidae
Product: integumentary mucin C.1-like
Exons: 3
Coding region: 271-768 (165 amino acids)
Source: RefSeq, a predicted model, not a curated record
CCAUCCCAUACUAUUCCAAUCCAUAGGUCCAUUUCCUUUGCUUAGGAAAGCUGCUCUUAGGUUUAUGGGUAUCGUCGAAUUUUUAUUUAAAAAGUUAAACGAAGUCUACCCCAAUGAAUUUUUCGAAAAGACAGCUCAUUACUUGGGAAGUUUUGCAUCGGGUCACGCAUUGUUGCCAAAUCACCAGGUAACUCUACUGAGGGUCGAUAGGAGCGGCAACAUCGUCGACAGUCUGCAUCAUCUCGACAGCAAAUUAAAGGAAUAUCGGAAAUGCACAUUUUCCGCGAUACUUUAUAUUUAGGAUCACCUUUCAACGACUAUAUUGCUAGGAUUCCACUCGAUACCAUUGGAUGGAGUGACUUAAAGGUUGAUCGCGUUAAACGUUCUGCACCUACAACGCCUAAACCUGUAACAACUACUACACAAAGACCUACAACGACUACACCAAAACCUACUACAACUACACAAAAACCAACUACGACAACCCCUAGACCAACUACGACUACGCAAAGAGCAACGACUACUACUACGACGACUACACCAAAACCGACAACUACUACCGCAAAACCCACUACAACUACACAAAGACCGACUACGACAACGCCUAAACCUACCGCUGCCCCUGCAAAAUCGACCAAUCAAAAACAGGUACCGCCCACCGCCGCUAAACAGGAGGCGCCACAAGCGAGGCAGGCUCCUCCUCCACAGGCCAAACCAACUGUAGCACCUGUCAAACAACAACCUCCCGCAUCUCAGGUAAUUAUUUAAGACCUAUUAUAUUAA